Pararge aegeria (speckled wood butterfly) is the source of this 558-nucleotide messenger RNA. RefSeq names its product dynein light chain Tctex-type protein 2B-like. The transcript is spliced from 3 exons. Gene Ontology annotation, molecular function: dynein intermediate chain binding. The coding region runs from base 1 to 558 and encodes 185 amino acids. Lineage: Eukaryota; Metazoa; Arthropoda; Insecta; Lepidoptera; Nymphalidae. The record is from RefSeq and is a predicted model, not a curated record. Gene Ontology annotation, biological process: microtubule-based movement. Gene Ontology annotation, cellular component: cytoplasmic dynein complex; cytoplasm.
AUGUCUGAACUUGAUACUAAGAAGAGUAAAGUGUCAAUGGUGCAUAUGAAAAGCCAUUCCAACAAGUCACAAAUAGGCUUCGGAACAAAAUCAAUGAGCAGAUUGAGAGUUCGGAGACAGUCGUUUGGAUUUGCUGGGGUCCCGGGGAUACGGCCUGUGGAGCGAACGUCUCAGAUUGCCAUCGAAUUCAAACGCCCUGUUCUGACUUACUUGCCUACUUACCAACUCGGACCAAAUUACAAGUUUCAUCUUCCAACAGUACAGAAGUUGACUGAUGAGCUACUGGAUGAGCUUUGGGAUGGUCACAAGUAUAAUGUUCAGGAUUCUCCUGCUCUAGCACUCCGCAUAGCUGGCGAGCUGAUGCGAAAACUUAAAGCCAUACAAUUCAACCGUUAUCGCCUUAUCUGCGUGGUCACUAUCGGCCAAAAGAGAGCUCAGAGCUAUAACAACGCCGUGUCUUUCUUAUGGGACCACGAGAGAGAUAACUAUGUUGACGUUCAAAGAGAAGUUAGCACUGCUUUCAUUCAGGUUACAACUUUUGGUGUAUAUUUAGACUAA